GCCACUGCAGACAUUUGUGUGGGACAUGUUUCAAAGCCUAGAGGUUACGGAAGAUAAAAGAAUGUACUUUAAAGCGAUAUUCCCCGAUGGAAGUCCUCCGCCAACACCAGGGUUCCUCAUCCAGUCCUACUCUGACCUGAUCCCCUUCCCCCAGUACUUUGGCGAGCUGUACACCUGUCUCAACAAGGUUGAGGAGAAAACUUGGCAGAUUGAGCUGCUGAAGAAGACAAGGAUAUCUCUUCAAGAGAGAGCCAGUAAAAUGAAACAGCUUGAAAGAGAAAAGGUGCCUCUACUGGGGACAUUUCUGUGGAAGUAUCAGAGUUAUCUGGGGUCAGAGGGCAUGGGUAUAGUGCUGCCAUACAUCCAAGACUUGCUGCAGAAUGAAUACACAACAGUGCAAGCAGCCUGGUCCCUCUUUGACAGCACUACACGGGAGUUAGGCCCUCGGGACUCAGCCAAGCAGUUCCUACCGUACCUGACAUCUCUCUUCUCCGGAGAAGUGUCAUCUGCCAAACACAUCAAACUCUACCACAGAUCGUUUUUGAUGCAGCUGAUUGUGCGACUGGGUCUGGAGACAUUCCUCAAUUACUUCUCCACUCUACUGGUGGAAGCUGUUGCUGGUUACAAGGAUUUCAACGUAACCAGCCGGUUCAACGCCGAGGAGCUGUUGGAGGAGCUGGACCAGCAGACUGUGCUGAAACCAGUACCGGUCAAGUCUAAAGCUGCGGUCUGGCCAGGAGCUGAGUUUGCUGCAGCGCAGGAUUAUAGAGAUGGUGGUGUUGUUGAUGUGGAUGAUGCUGACGCUGUUGAUGGCAUUGACGUGGACAGAGAUAAUCAUGAGAAAAAUGAUAAUGGUGACCUUGUAGAUGAGAUGUCACUAGAUGGCGCACAUGUACUUUUGGAUGACGAUGGUUUGGACUCUGAGAGGAAAAUCUCUCAGGGAGAUGUCUCAGAGAGGGACUCGCUGGGAAGUGAAAGUAGUGAUGAUAGAAUAGAUGAAACUGUGAUGAAGAGACGAGCCAUCCUAUUGGACGAUCAAGACAUUGCCUCGGGAAGUGCUUAUGACAACCUGGAUCAGCACUCCAUCCACAGCAUCUCCCACAUCAUGGGUAAGAACAUGGCCGCCUCCCCAGGUGCACUAGAUGAUCUGGAGCCAUGUGAGGCAGCAUUCCAUGAGGUUGAGACAUCAGAAGGUUCUCCCCUGUCUUCUGGUAAAGCUACAGACUCUCUCCACUCUGAUGCUCAUUCCCAGUCUGCCCAACCUUCAGAAGAAGACAUUCCUCUUGGAAAUGGAGAUGAAGACAUUCAGAGACUGGCCAAUGUGGAAACAAGUGGCUGUGAUCAUUCAGCCGUAAGCCCUUUAGAGAAUGUCACUGAAGUCACAGAUGAGCAAACACACAGACAACCCCAGCCUCCUGAGCUCAGCCUGUCUCAAGAGACUGCAGCAGACAUCAGUGUUGCUCCCAUGGCACAGUCACAUCUGGAUGCUGUUCUAGAGAGCAGCAGUGAGGAGAAUUAUAACGACAGCCAUGUGAAGACUUCACAACAAAACUUGGAUGAUGUUCUAGAGGACAACACACGGACAGACAUGUCCGAUUCCUCGUCACAGGAAGAUGAAGUUGAUGGUCAAAAAAUAACCUCCUCUUCGUCUGAAUAUCAGUCAAGGUCACGGAGGGUGGGGUCAGACAUGGUUCGUAGUGAGACUGAAGACAUUAUGGUCAGCUUGUCCUCGGAUAGUUCUGGACACAUCACCAACAUACGGGAUGUUGCUGCAGACUCAGUUAAAUGGCUAUCCCAUAAGCUAGGCCCAGUUCUGGCGACCAAGUUCUUGUCGAGAAACUUGGUACGAAUGUUGGCUCUGUGCUAUCUGGGCCAGGACCAGCUGCAGGUCAUUGAGCAGACAGGUGGGAAGAUUGCCAAAACAUCACGUCUGGUUUUAGGAGACAAGAACUCUCAGAAAGUUCUAGAGUGCCUGGAGUUUACUGUGGUUCUGUACGGAGAACAGGUGGUGCUCAUCCAAUGUUUGACCAGCAUCUUGGACAUGAUCAAAAUGGCCCAGAAGAGGCUGUCCCCCCGGUGUGAGGGAGGUUUGAUUGCUUCAGUUGUCCUGCUCUCCUUCCUGAUUCCAUACUUGUCGGACACAAACCUCAUGAACCUCUUGGAGGAAAGCAUCAUCUCGAAGUGCAUCAAUCCUGUACUGUCCAUCAUCACAUCCUCCAGCGUCAGCUUCCCCUGCGGCACAGUAGCCCGGUUUGUGCUCUGCCACAAGUUGAUUGACCUCUUGUACAUCCUGGGUCUGAGGUUGGGACUGGAGAUGACCCGCAAGUACCUGACCUCCUGCAUGCAGCAGCUCUUUGACACUUUCAGCAUUGUCCAUGGUGGACCCUAUCCUCCCGUUGAGUGUGUACCAAUGGAGCCUUCGCUGGAACAUGCCAGCUACGGGUCUGAGGAGUCUUACCUGACAAUCAACAUGGAUCCACUGACCCACCAGUACAAAAUUGGGUCACCAAUUAAUCUGAGGAGCUUCAAGUCAUCACCCAAGCGUAACCUCAGCAAAAUCCACAGCUUGAGUUCAGUAGGGGUCAUCGAUGAUAAAGAUGAUUAUAUGGACCCCAGGUCACCUUCUUCGACAGCAGAGAAAUGUGCUCAAGAACUAAGAAGUGUUUUCUGUCCAGAGCUGGCACUAGCUUGCUAUAUUCCACUGUGCAGAAUUUUUGGAAGUAUUCACAUGGAGGAGCACCUACACAAUGAGGAUCUGAUUCGUCGCCUCUGUUCUCAGUACGACUCAGAAACAGAUCUUGCUGUCCCAGCAGCUCAUGAGAGACCUGUCUCAUCCAUGCCAGCUGCUUACAAUACAGAGGAUCUGCUGACACCAACAGAGGAAAGGCCGAUCAGUGCUGGUAUAGGAAGCAAUGUCACACUGGUGGGCAACAGAAUCCAGCUGAAUCAGCUGACUGAAUCCACAGUCUCACACACAACACAGGCUCAGGUUGGACAGUUUGGCCGUGGAUACAGGCAUUCUGGAAUACUGAGCAUUCGUUUGGACGACUUGAGAUCUACUGACAUGGAGCAGAACAAAUCCAGACAUCUGAGAGGUCACUGGCUGGCCUACUGGGAGCGGGAACUGGGGCUCCAUGAAAGGGAUACCAUGUUCAACUUCAUGCAGAUUGACUUGCAGACAUACCUUGGACACACCAGCAGCAUCAGGUCCCUACACACCAUGGACACAGAGAACUGUUUCAUCUCUGCCUGCAAGGACAAGACUGUCAGACUGUGGUCUAUCAACAGUAACGGGGAUGGCAUGAACAAACAGCACUGCCAGUUCUGCUACUCCCGUCACAAGAAGUCUGUAUUCUCAGUUGUUUAUGUAGAAAGUAUGAGGCUGGUGGCAUCUUGUGACAGUACAGUGCAUUUAUGGGAUCCAUUCACAGGUGUUGCCAUGAACCAGCUGGAGUCCCCCAAACAUGCACCUGUGGUUGCUCUCACUGCACUGCCUGCACCUUCUACUCUGGUUGUCAUGGCAACUACAGAAGCCACGCUGAGAUUUUUGGAUCUGAGAACAUCCAAGUACACUCAUGAGUUUCGCUGUUCUGUUGGCAGUCCAGGUUUGAUUCGCUGUGUAGUCGUCAGUCCAGACAGUAACUGGGUCGCCAUCGGAUUCUCCACUGGUCUAAUUUACAUACUGGAUGUCAACAGUGGGAUGUUCUUGCAUUACUGGAAGGCACAUGAUGCCGAAAUUUUACAGCUCAAGGCCUACAACAAGUCACGUCUGCUGUCUUCGGCUUUUGAUCAGACAAUCAAACUGUGGAAUGUAGACACUGGACAGGAGGUGUGUCCCAGCAAAUCUCAAGCUGAGUCAGUUCACUGUCUGUCCAUCUACAGAGACCAGCUGCUGACCGCAACCACCGCCAACAGGAUCUCUGUCUAUGCUUCUGUUAAUGACAGUACUCCGUUUGCUAGCUCCAAACUGAAGUCAUUUAAAGGUGUUGUCACCUGCAUAUCAGUGCUGCCUCUCAACAAAACCCUGCUGCUGGGAGCCGACAAUGGAACAAUCCGACUCAUGGCCUAG
Messenger RNA from Candidula unifasciata, 4069 nucleotides. NCBI's taxonomy places the organism in Eukaryota, Metazoa, Mollusca, Gastropoda, Stylommatophora, Geomitridae. The record is from the annotation of a GenBank genome assembly.